This is a messenger RNA of Trichoderma virens Gv29-8, 699 nucleotides long. RefSeq lists its product as uncharacterized. The transcript has 2 exons. NCBI's taxonomy places the organism in Eukaryota, Fungi, Ascomycota, Sordariomycetes, Hypocreales, Hypocreaceae. The coding region runs from base 1 to 699 and encodes 232 amino acids. The record is from RefSeq and is a predicted model, not a curated record.
AUGUGGUGCUCCCUCUUAUUUACUUUUGCUCUACUUGCGCUUUGUCCAUUGGGCAAACAGGUCAAAGUCAACUUACAGUGGGCGAUUUGCGACGCAGAUCCCCAGACUGUACUCCGGAAGCUUGGCGAAGACGGUACCCGCGAGCCAUAUAAAAAGACCCCCAUUACUUAUUACGAUACGGACCCUCCCUCAUAUUCCUGGGGCGGGCUUAUGUUUCGCACGAAAACUAGACGCGAUGAGGAGCUUUCAGCGGUAAAGGUCCAUUUCGAUCCAAGAACGUUCCUUUGUGUCUGGGAUCGAUACGGUAAUAACACAUCAUUUGCCUGUCAAAUACAGUCGCUAUUAGACGGGAGAAGAAAACUUUGGACUGAUGAGCAAAUUCGCUUCGCCGAACGUUUCCAAAGGGUCCAUUGGACGGACCUCGUCGGCUUUGGGCCCAACCCAAAUCCCAAGUGGCGCCUAAACAUCUCCGACCAUGAGGGUGUGUUUGAUGACGUACAGGCGGAAACCUUUCACCUGAUGGAGCUUGAAGUGAAAGUUCUCAGGUACGAAGCCGACGAGGUUUACGGAGAUAUUAGCAAAUACCUAAGAGAGCAUAAUAUCUCAUUAUGUUAUGAGCAGGAGCCAAGAACUUUAAGACUUUUCCGAAGUAUGGGUUACAAUCGAAGCCACAAGAGCCUGAUAAAACAGUAUGAAUAA